GCACUGCCAGUACACUGCUCAUUCAAAGGGAAAGGAUGGAGUUGGCGCAUCCUCAACUUUCAUUUACCGCAAGCGCCGCACGGUACUUCAUGACAAACGAUGGCGCAUUAGAUUAAGAAUUCGUUUCUGUAUAUUCAAAUCUCUUUCAUACGUAAUAUGGAUAUUAGUGACGUUUUCUGGUACCCCGUCGCUUGUUGAUCGACCACACUGCUCGGGCUACAGGACCAUCGGGACAUUCAGUAAGCCGGCGGAGUAGCGAGUAUCCAUUGCAGGCUUGAGGAAAGGUCUUGGAUGCGCCAAUACGGGAUAGUUUAUAAAUAUUCGUAUAGAUCUAUACUUACUGACUGCUGAAGAUAUAUGAGCAACAGGGAUGGUUUUGCAUUACGCAUCGGAGACAAUCUACAAAUAAUUGAUAUUCAGUCUGCCUUUUCGCUGACAUUGUCAUAGGUUCCUUUAAGUUUUUCCCGACGGCUACUGAGAAAGAUCCUGUGCGCACUGCGAAGAUUUUAAAAGCACACAGUCUGCGACUCGGAUUCGGAUUAAACCACGUUGAGACCUACCUAAAUGGGAUAUUUCUUCAUAAUUUAAUCGCUCUAUGAAUUGAUGGGAAAACGUGCCGUUCAUCUGCUGUGAUGGGUACCCUCGGACUUUACUGACAUCGGGAACGGCCAUUCUUCAGGGACAUUGUCACAAAGGAAAAUGAAAGGAUCUAUCCCUCUUCAAGUUCUCCUCUAUGCUACAUUAAUUCGGAGCUUAAAGGUUGUAUCCAAGAGAGGUUCAGUGGAUGGCUGUACAGACUGGUCAGUGGACUACUUAAAAUACAGAGUUCUUCUUGGCGAGCCAGUGAGGAUUAAGUGUGCAUUAUUUUAUGGAUAUAUCCGAGCAAAUUAUACCCAUGCCCAGAGUGCUGGCCUCAGCCUGAUGUGGUACAAAAGUGUGGGCCAUGGGGACUUUGAGGAGCCCAUCACCUUUGACGGGAUCAGGAUGAGCAAAGAAGAGGAUUCAAUCUGGUUUAGACCAGCUGAAUUACAGGAUGUUGGUCACUACUCUUGUGUGCUACGAAAUUCCACAUACUGCAUGAAAGUGUCCAUGUCAUUAACUGUGUCAGAAAAUGACACAGACCUGUGCUAUAACUCUAAAAUGAAGUAUUUGGAGAAGGCUGAAUUGAGUAAGGGGAAGGACAUUCUCUGUCCUGACAUAGAUGACUACAUCCAGACUGGCAAGGAUCCAGAGAUUGUAUGGUAUAAGGAAUGUAGACCCAAACAGUGGCGACAAAGCAUUGUCAGGAAGAAAGAUACGCUUUCAAUUAAGGAAGUGAGAGAAGAUGACAUUGGAAAUUACACCUGUGAAUUAACAUUUGGAAACUUUCUAGUUAGAAGAACCACUGAACUGUCAGUCACAGCUCCAUUGACCGACAAACCUCCAAAGAUCAUCUUUCCUGCUGAAAACAAAAUUAGUAUCAUGGAGAUGCAAUUAGGGAGUCUGGUGAACCUGACAUGUCGAGCCUUCUUUGGCUACAGUGGCGAUGUGAGCCCGCUCAUCUACUGGAUGAAGGGCGAGAAGUUCAUCGAGGACCUGGAUGAGAGCCGGAUCCGUGAGAGUGAAAUCAAGACUCUGAGGGAGCACCUGGGAGAACAGGAAGUGUCCAUCUCUCUGACCAUAGAUGCCUUAGAAGAAGCUGACCUGGGUAACUACACUUGUUUCGUGGAGAAUGGGAAUGGCAGAAGACAAGCAAACGUCCUGCUCACCAAGCGCGCAGAGCUGAUGUACACAGUGGAGCUGGCUGGUGGACUCGGUGCCAUCCUCCUCUUGCUGGUCUUCCUGGUCACGCUGUACAAGUGCUACAGAAUUGAGCUCAUGCUCUUUUAUAGGAACCACUUUGGCAGCGAAGACGUGGAUGGCGAGAACAAGGACUAUGAUGCAUAUUUGUCCUACACUAAAGUGGAGCCAGAACAGUGGAGCCAGGAGACCCGAGAGGAGGAACGCUUUGCCCUGGAGAUUCUUCCAGAUAUUCUGGAGAAACAUUAUGGGUAUAAACUCUUCAUCCCAGACAGGGAUUUGAUUCCUACUGGAAGUUUCACCAAUGAUCAUUUCCAGGAUGACACAAGGCUCCUUAGAGCCUACAUUGAAGACGUAGCGCGCUGUGUGGAUCAGAGCAGACGUCUGAUAAUCGUGAUGACCCCGAGCUACGUGGUGCGUCGCGGUUGGAGCAUCUUCGAGCUGGAGACACGUCUGCGUAGCAUGCUGGCCAGCGGCGAGAUCAAGGUGAUCCUGAUUGAAUGUGCCGAGCUGCGCGACACCAUCAACUACCAGGAAGUGGAGGCACUCAAGCACACCAUCAAGCUGCUGACCGUAAUUCGCUGGCCCGGGCCAGAGGGCAGCAAGCUUGAGAGCAAGUUCUGGAAGCGGCUGCGCUACGAGAUGCCAUUUAAGCGGCGUGAGCGCGCACUCUCGCACGAGCUUUCACACGAGCUCUCGCAUGAGCAGGCGCUGGAUGCCGGCGAGCUGCAGAGCGUUUCGGCUCUCUCGAUGGCGGCGGCUGCCUCUACGGCCGUGGCCACCGCGCGACCCGAGCUGCGCUCUACCUUCCGUAACAGCAGCUGCCACGCGCCACUCGGACAGAAACACUACUACCGCAGCUACGGGUAUGACGUGCCACCGCUGCCCACGCUGGGCACUCACCAUACCUACUGCAACAUCCCCAUGACUCUGCUGAACGGACAGCGCACACAGGGCAAAGCACAGCGCACCGAGCAGCAGCAGCAGCAGCUGGAGGAGCAGCACGCUAACAACGCUAUGCUGCCGCUGCUACCGCGUGAGACCAGCAUCUCCAGCGUCAUCUGGUGACGUCGAGCCGCGACGGAAAACGGACCGUUUUUUUUUUUUUAGUCUUUAAAUCCUUGUUUGUUGACACCUUUCCUAGUAACGUAAGCGAUAAGAAAAAAAAAGAAAAACGGAUCGUAUCGACUGCUGUUGCUGCUGCUGAACUCACUUUCACACGCAGGAACAAAAUGAGGAGUGAGAACACUGGCCGAGGUGAUAAGGUGUGAGGUCGAUAAAAACAGAGAAAGCUGCUGCGUUUCAGACCGACCCACACACACACACACACACACACACACACACACUCUUAAGGAAUACAGGGUCUUGUACAUAUAUUUCAGAUUUCUUUGUAGCAUUGGUAUUUCUUUCAGUUCCUUCAGGUUUUUUUUUUUUUUACUACAUUUCAGUUUCUUUUUAUCAUCCAAAUGUUUUGUAUCUUAUUUUUAUUAUAUAUUUUUUCUUGACUAGAGAUCUGUAAGGUAUCAUUUUUUUUGCAUUUUUUCUGCAGUUUGGAAGAAUAUCCUUUAAAUUUUUUUUAUUAUUAUUUUAUAUGUGUGUGUGUGUGUUUUGGGAUUUGUGAGUUGUGACGUUUGAGACAACAUGGUUUGUUCUGUUGUUUUUUAUUUGUUUGUUUGUUUUGUUUUUUUCGGUUGAUGGUUGAACAGUUGGGUAUCUCCGUUUUUUUAGAGACUCAUGAACAAAACUCGAAUUAUGCAAAAAGUGCAGAAGCCUGGGAGCUAAUUUUCUUCCUGAACAAACGACCAAGCAGAAGACACGAGAGAGGAAGCAAAAAUGCCUCAACAUGACGAUCUAGUGUCUCUGUUCUCUCUCUCUCUCUCUCUCUCUCUCUCUCCCUCGCUCUCUCUCUCUCAUGAAUUAUUAAUACUUUCUAUCAAAAGGAAAAACCAACAGCUUUGCUGUUUAGCUUGAUAGUAAAAAAAACAUUCACCAUUUAAAAAAAUCUGUAUAUUAUUUUAAAAGAAAGAAGUAUAUUUUUAUAACAAAAAAAAGAAUUUGCUUGGAAAGACAUAGUCACAUUUCAUUCAACUAAUCAGAAGUGUGGAGUGAUUUGUUUGCAUAAAGACCUACCUUUAACUUGAACAAAAAAAAAAACAGUGAACGUAUUUUUUAUUUUUUUUUGUCUUAAAUCAGGGACGGGUGAAGGGGAAAGAGGUGAAGAAAAGAUUCGAUUUGUAUUUUAAUUUUUUUUUUUAAUUCCCACACGGCGACAGUGUCAAUUUUGAGUGUCAUAGCAACUAGAUAUGUAUUCAGUUUAAAAUAAAAAAAUAUCUAUAAUUAUAUAUUUACAGAAUAUUUCCCAUUAUCAUCAUCAUCAUCAUCAUCAUCAUCAAACUUCUUUUCCUUUUAAUCGCCGUUUCAGUGCCUCCUCCCUGCACACUCAUUUCCUACUCUACCUGGUUUGUCCUGGAGCUUUCACUUCCUGUCAUGACAUCACUUCCUCUUUGUGCCUCAUCUUUUCAGUAUUGGAGCAGAAGCUGAAGCAGGUCCUGAGCUCUGAGGUAAGAAACGUUGAAGGUGUGGAUUCUCUCAGGAGCAACUCGAAUGUUUACUUCCAAUCGAUGUCCAUUUCAAGAUUUAUUCCAAAACUAAACCUUUACUUUUUAUUUGAUUUUUUUGUAUAGCACUUUUAAUAAGUCGCAAAGCAGCUUUACAGAACUAGAAACAUUCAGGAUAUAAAAUUAGACAUCUUCAAUGUAUCUUAAAUGAGUAAGUCAGAGGCGACAGUGAUGAGGAGAAACUCCUUGAGAUGAUGUGAUGAUGAAACCUUGAGAGGCUCGAAAGGGAACCUCAUCCUCAUCCUCACCAGAGAGUGUGAUUAGAAAUCCAUUAUUUUUUCCCUUCUGUAACUCUACACUAUAUACUCAAAAAUUGUGACAGAAAGCAUCUUCCAGGUUUUGUGUAGUUCCAGAAAUUUGGACUAAAAUAACUCAUUCCCUCCUUCAUUCCUCCAUCUCGCUCGGUUCAUUUUCACCUCAGAGUUUCUUCGUUACAGUAAAUCCUCGGCUUCACACGUUUUCGAGGUGCACCAAGCCUUAGGGUUGAUCAGAGAUCCAGCUGUUCACUUCCACAUCCAGUGUCAUUUACAGAUGAAAUGCACAGCUGGACUUUAAAGCAGCAGCCAAACUAAACUCUGUAGCACAGGGAGUCAGUCGCGCUUGAGCUCGGUGUCAGGACCGGGGGUUUUCACACUGCAGUCUGAAUCUGAGUGUGAUGUUCUGCUGCCCAGAGCAGCCUUAAUUCUUCAUCCUCCUUCAUAACAAACCCUUCAAAAACACAACCAUGUCAACUCAGAGUAUAGAUUUUAUUUGCUGCUAUUAUGCACAAUGAGGCAUCUCAUCAAUUCUCUUCUCUUCUCUUCUCUUCUCUUCUCUUCUCUUCUCUUCUCUUCUCUUCUCUUCUCUUCUCUUCUCUUCUCUUCUCUUCUCUUCUCUUCUCUUCUCUUCUCUUCUCCUCUUCUCUUCUCUUCUCUUCUCUGAUUCUCCUUAUCACUCAUGUUACACGUGUCAUGAUGUCAUUAAAACACACGUGCAGGUUUUUACUUCCUGAACGAGUGCAGACCCGAGUUCUAGCUGCAUUCACGUUCACAGGAAUCUCGGCACCGUUCCAGUGCGACGGAACUCACACCACCUCCUACAGGAAGUCUCGGGGUCGGUACCAUGGUGCACUUCCUGGUCCAUGUAACAGCUUCCACAUUACCAAUUUUUCACAUUUUGUUUCAGACUAAACCGCCGGUGUGAAAACCUGUUCAGCGUUUCUGUCAGCAUGUGCAGCGCAGCGGAAUUCCA
Molecule: messenger RNA, 5627 nt
Organism: Hemibagrus wyckioides
Lineage: Eukaryota; Metazoa; Chordata; Actinopteri; Siluriformes; Bagridae
Gene: il1rapl1b
Product: interleukin 1 receptor accessory protein-like 1b
Exons: 12
Coding region: 700-2847 (715 amino acids)
Biological process (GO): signal transduction; negative regulation of exocytosis
Molecular function (GO): interleukin-1 receptor activity
Source: RefSeq, a predicted model, not a curated record